CAUAAGUCUUUCUUACUGGACUGUGUCAGGUGGUGUGUGGCGCACGUGAUGUUAUCGAUAGCGAAAGCGCGUCUCUGACACGCUUGUCGAUACCGAGACGCGACUGCAUCAUUACUUUCGUCUGAACCGUCCAGCACCUCAACACGAAAUCAAGACGCACGCCUUCUUCUCCACAGAAACCUCAUUGAACGGUCUCGAUUCAUCACAAUGCUACUCACCAGCACAUACUACUCACAUAUGCCGAAUCAGCAAUACGCCACCCACGCGCCGAUUCGAUCGUCACCUCUUCGCGAGCCCUCUGCGAAUGCUGGCGCGAGCCUUUUCGACUUUAGCAUGGCUUCACAGCAUAGCGAGAAGGAAACAACACAAUCACAACGGGUCUACAAAGCCAACCCUGUCAUGCAGACACGCGACGCAGCUACGAAGAGACGGCGCGACAUGUUCUUCAAGCGCGUUCAAAAUAACCGUGAAGAAAAGAAGUGGGAGUCACGAGGGGAACAGCUUCAGCAAUUGGACUUCGUCUCAGAGCGCAAGCGGUGGGAGAUGAGAAAGGCCCGAGAAGCACCAGCUGUAGUAGAGGAGAUUGAGGAUGAUUUACUGAGCGACGCCACAUUACCGGAUUCGUCGAAUAACGCACCUCAACUUGAGCCAGGAAUGACCGAAGCGGAAUAUUUGCUUGCACAAGAGGAGUACGAGCUGCAACAGCUGAUUGCGUCCAUGGACACAGAAGAAUGCCACACCACAAUGCCACAGCAGCAUUACGGAAGUGACGAUGAGGAAUACGAUCAGAUCUUUAUGGAUUGUGCGACAAAUAUUGACACAGAAUAUCAGCACCAGUCGCAAGGCCAACAUGAGGGCUACAAAGACGUGGAUGACAUGGAUAUGACAGACGAUUGAGGAUCAGGAUAGUUCUGAAUGGCAUGUCCACAGCGAUGCUGACAGACGAGUACUGCUGGGACGGUGAUCUGGCACUCAAGCAUGAGAAGUGACGCUGAGCAAUUGCGGAGUACCUCUCGUAUACCGUGGCU
Boeremia exigua is the source of this 1028-nucleotide messenger RNA. RefSeq lists its product as uncharacterized. The coding region runs from base 208 to 897 and encodes 229 amino acids. Lineage: Eukaryota; Fungi; Ascomycota; Dothideomycetes; Pleosporales; Didymellaceae. The transcript has 2 exons. The record is from RefSeq and is a predicted model, not a curated record.